UCAUUCUCAUUGUGGCUGGAAAAAUACAAUUUUCACAAAAUAUUUAUUAAAUUUUAAUAAACGUUUGUAAACAAUUUAAAAACAAAAAAUAUGUCUGGUAACGAGUAUGAAGCUUUUGAAAUAACCGACUAUGAUUUAUCAAAUGAAUUCAAUCCAAAUCGACCGCGAAGAAAGCUGACAAAAAAUCAACAAAUUUAUGGAAUAUGGGCGGAUAGUGACAGUGAUGCCGAUAGCGAUGUUGAAUUGAAAGGACGACGCACUGGAAAAACUCGCUCCUCUGGUCCCGUCAAUUUUGUCCAAGGCGGCAUCCAACAAUCCGGCAGUUUCAAGAAAAACGACUCAAACAAUGAUGACGACAAUCAAAUCACCGACGAAGAUGAUGAAGGCCCAUCAAACCGUCGAGCAGUUCAGGGCAAAGAUCCCCAAGAAAGUGUAUCGAAUUCAUCUUCCGAAGAAGACACAGGUCAAUCAACACGCGUGGGUUUCGGAAUGAAACAGCGACAACCGGCUUCGAGUUCGAAGCCUGUUGGAGCAUGGGAACAGCACACAAAAGGAAUCGGAGCUAAAUUGUUGCUUCAAAUGGGUUACAAACCGGGAAUGGGUUUGGGCAAGGAUCUGCAGGGUAUCGCCCAACCUGUUCAAGCGACUCUGCGCAAAGGACGUGGAGCUAUCGGCGCCUAUGGCCCCGAAACUCCACAAACUAUCGGCGAUCCUGGACAAAGCAAACAAAUCGAUGCUGGGGACGAACCCAGGGAAUAUAAAGAAAAGAACGACAAGUGGAAGCGAGGUGAUGGCGAGGGCAAGAAGGAUUCGCGGAAGAAUCGCUACCAAUACCGCAGCGUCGAGGAAGUCAUCGAGAAGGGGAAGAAACAAUCGGGCAUUCUGCCGGACAAGCUGAGUAAGAAACUCGGCAAUGUUCCAGUUAUUGACAUGACAGGUCCAGAGAAACGAGUCCUAAGUGGCUACCAUGCUUUGGGACAGACCAAGAUGAUCGAUGAGGAUCUCUACGAUCAUCAACCCGCGAAGAAGGCAGCCGGAUUCGCCCUGCCCGAGUUGAUGCACAAUCUCAAUUUGAUUGUGAAUCUCUGCGAACAGGAUAUUAUUGCAUUGGACACAGGAGCUAGGGAAGCCAGUGAUAGAUAUCAAUCACUCGAGCAUGAGAAGAAAAAUUUGGAGAAAAUAGUUCGCUUGGAGGAGGAUCAUAUAGGAACUCUGGAAAGAGCCAUGACUUUGGUGGAAGAACUGACCGCAGAGUCAGGAGAUUUGACUCUUGCUAGAGCAGAGAAGAUCUUCAUCGAACUGCAACGGGAUUUCGCUGCUGAAUACAAGGAAUUUGCAUUGGGAGAUCUGGCAGCUGGCAUAAUUGCUCCAUUGGUCAAUAAUGAACUAAAGAAUUGGAAUCCUCUUGAGGAUCCGAUGAAAUUCAUUGACACCAUCAAGAAAUGGCGGACUAUUCUUGACAUGCAUCCGUCAGGACAGAGGAAUAAUGUUUUCGAUCCCUACUCUUCUUUAGUCUGGGCUGGAGUUAUUCCAAGUUUCCGAGCAUCGGUGAAUCAGUGGAAUCCCAAAGAGCACCAAAAAAUGGCAGCUCUGCUUGACUCUUGGGCACCUCUAUUUCCAACUUGGGUGUUGGACAAUGUCCUUGAGCAGUUGAUUUUGCCGCAAUUAGUUGCUGGUGUCAAUGAAUGGGAUCCAUUGACAGAUACAAUUCCAAUUCACAGUUGGAUUCUUCCCUGGAACUCGAUUUUGGGACAUAAAAUGGAGGAGCACAUAUUCCCCACUAUUCGAGACAAGUUGGCAUUUGCUUUGCAGGCUUGGAUUCCACAAGAUAGAUCGGCUCGUGCUAUGAUCACACCUUGGAAGGGUGCUUUUGAAGAAGGCGAGAUGCAGGCGUUUUUGGUGAAGCAUAUUAUUCCGAAGCUGCAGAUGUCUCUGAAUGAUUUGGUUAUAAAUCCAUUGCAACAGGAUUUGGAACUGUGGAAUCAAGUUUGGGAAUGGAAUGAACUAAUACCACCUCUUUUAAUGGGACAGAUGUUGGAUAAAUUCUUCUUCCCCAAAUGGAUGCAAGUUCUUGUACUUUGGCUCAAUCAAUCACCAGAUUUUGAUCAAAUCUCUCGAUGGUACACUGGGUGGAAGUCAGUUCUGGGUGAAGAGUUGUUAAAAUUGCCAAUGAUCAAGGAACAUUUGCGACGUGCAUUGGAAAUGAUGCACAGAGCCACAGAAACAAUGGCCACACCACAGCCAGUGCCAACUCCAGUGGCACCACCACAAUCAACGACUUCAUCUUCAUCAUCGUCGGCAACAGCAAGUUCUGCUUCAAAUAUCAAUCCACCGGCAUUGAUGGAUCUUCAGAUAACGCCUCCUGUACAAAUGGAAUUCAAGGAAUUAGUUUCACAGAAAUGUGCGGAACGCGGGGUGAUUUUUGCUCCAAUGCCAGGGCGAAGGGAAUUUGGCAAACAGGUUUAUCGUGUUGGAAAAUUGUUUUGCUAUAUUGAUCGGAAUGUGGUUAUGUUGAGUGACGGAAGUUUAAAAAAUUGGACUCCAACAUCCCUAGGCCUGACAAUAGAAAGAGCUUUAUCUGGAUAAGGAUAUAGAUUUAUGGACAAUUGCUUGAAUUUAUUUGUAUUUUGUUUAGUUUCAAUAAAAAUAAAAUGUGUAUGUGGCUAA
Molecule: messenger RNA, 2667 nt
Organism: Episyrphus balteatus (marmalade hoverfly)
Lineage: Eukaryota; Metazoa; Arthropoda; Insecta; Diptera; Syrphidae
Gene: sip1
Product: septin-interacting protein 1
Exons: 5
Coding region: 91-2586 (831 amino acids)
Biological process (GO): spliceosomal complex disassembly
Cellular component (GO): U2-type post-mRNA release spliceosomal complex
Molecular function (GO): nucleic acid binding
Source: RefSeq, a predicted model, not a curated record